AUGACGGAGCCUUCACAGCCACUUGUCGUCCCACCUUCAGUAGAGGGCACACCCCCGAGUCCCCCUCUGAGACGAUAUGAGACGAGGAGACCACCCACUACACUAGGGGCAAGCUCCGCUCGUCCCAAGAAGUCAGCUAGCCGCCCUCCUAAGAAGAAAGCAAGGAUAUCAGCUCCAAUUGAGCCAUCAGUGCCUUCAUCAGAGCCUCAGCCGCCUCCUAUAGAGUCUCAGAUUCCCUCUAGGAUGACUCUUGAGGUGAUUAUCAGGCAGCCCAUGGUCACUCAGCCACCCAUUGAGGAGAAGGUCCACAGGAAGAAGCUGUUGAGAGCGGAUGCCAUUCCACUUUUAUUCCCGAGGUUGCUCUGUCAGAUCUUAGAGCACUUGGGAUAUCCAUCUGAGCCUCAGCUUGAGCGCAGACGCCUUUUCCAAGAGAUAUUUACUCUCGAAAAAUGGACGAGUAUGAUAGCUUAUGAUGUAGAGCCAGAAGCCCCAGCUGGACAUGAGCAUCUAGAUAUUCCACAACCAGAGCAUCCAGAGGAGCCACAAUCGGUUGAGAUACCUGCGAACACGAGAGCACUUUCCUUUGUAGUGCCCUCUACAGAACCUAUGCCUAAGGUUGCAUCUUCUACUCAUCCUGCCACACCAGGGACUCCACCAGUUGUACCAUCUCCAUCCGAGCCUCCUCCUCCAUCUGAGUCUAGGAUCGCCAUAUCCAUUUCAGAGUUCAGAGGCCUAUGUCACACUUUGCAGACAUUGACCACUUCUCAAAGCAUCCUGACCCAGCAGAUGGAGGCCAUACGUUCCCAUCAGUAUCAGUUUAUCGCCACCCAGACCUAG
Vitis riparia (riverbank grape) is the source of this 837-nucleotide messenger RNA. RefSeq names its product proline-rich receptor-like protein kinase PERK10. The transcript is spliced from 2 exons. The record is from RefSeq and is a predicted model, not a curated record. The coding region runs from base 1 to 837 and encodes 278 amino acids. Lineage: Eukaryota; Viridiplantae; Streptophyta; Magnoliopsida; Vitales; Vitaceae.